Molecule: messenger RNA, 4950 nt
Organism: Eimeria necatrix
Lineage: Eukaryota; Apicomplexa; Conoidasida; Eucoccidiorida; Eimeriidae
Exons: 14
Biological process (GO): proteasomal ubiquitin-independent protein catabolic process
Cellular component (GO): cytosol; nucleus
Molecular function (GO): proteasome binding; peptidase activator activity
Source: RefSeq, a predicted model, not a curated record
CUGCUGGCUGACCCUGAAGCCAUCCCGCCGCAUUUCCUGGACAAAGAAGACGCAGCAGCAAAGCCCCAAGACAAUGCAUGCAGCUUUGUGCUGCCGCUGGCAGCAGCAGCAGCAAACGGGCCGCGGCGCUGCGUGCCGUGCGUGUCGGAGGCUCCAGCGCCCGCAGCAGCAGCACGGCCUGCUGCUGCUGCUGCUGCUGCUGCUGCUGCUGCUGAGCGCCCGUGGGGCAGCAGACUCAAGACAGAUGUGGCUUUUGCGCGGCAGCUAAUAGAGCAGCGAGCAGCAGCUUCUUCGCUGCUGCCCGACUGGGCCCACGAGUGGUUAAGAAAGAUCUUGAGCCUCGUGGAGGUCUCCUCCAAGCCAGACGAGAAGAGCGGGGGUUUGAUGGGGCGCGUGGACCGGGGCACCACGCUGGCGCUGCGAGCAGCAAGCCAGGCCAUCUUCUGCCACGUCAGCAGCAGCACAGCAGCAAAACUUGCAGACACAUUUGUGUCUUGGGCAGCAGCAGCAACUCAUCUCGAAGCAGUGCGGCUGGCCAGCGUUGUUGCUGCUGCUCUCGGUGCUGCAGCGCCGCAGCUGCUGCUGCCCAAGCUGCUGCAGCUCGUCGAGAGCCGCCUGCUCGAGCCGCUGCCGCCCCCGCAGCAGCAGCAGCAGCAGCAGCAGCAGCAGCAGCAGCAGCAGGAGGUGCGCGUGUACGGGGUGCGGUUCCCGCGGCGGCAGCUGAAAGCUGCUGCUUCUUCGCGGAGCAUAGAGUGGCUGCUGCGGCUGCUGAGCGCAUGCAUGCGGGGCUGCGGCGCUGCUGCGCUGCAGCAGCAGCAGCUGCUGCUGGCCCUCUGCCACGCCGUGCUGCAGCACCCCACAAAGCAGCUCUACCGCCUGGGGGCGAAGCUGCUGCGGCGCUGCAUCGAAACUUGGGUGGGAGUUUACCCGGGGGCCCUCUCUCACUGCUGCUGCAUGAGCAGCAGCGAGUGGGGGGCCCCCCUGCAGCGGCAGCUGUUUGUGCUGCGGUGGGGGGCCCCCUUUUGGGUCAAGGGGGGCCCCCAGCAGCUGGCCUGGCACGUGCCUUCGCAGCAGGAGCUGGCAGCAGCGCAGCAGUUUGCUGCUUACGGCCUUGCUGCUGUCCGCUUCCUGCUGCUGCCGCUGCUGCAGGACCGCGCUGCAGCAGCAGCAGCGGCGCUUAACGCCCAAGCAGCAGCAGCAGCAGCCAUCGCCGGCGAGGAGGUCGCUGCUGCAGCAACGGCCUUCGCCCAGCCCGACCCCAAAGACCCGGACGCUGCUGCUGCUGCAGCAGCAGCAGCAGCAGCACCAGCAGCAGCAGCAGCAGCAGCAGGCUGGGCCGCCUGCCUGGGGCCCCUCGACGAGCUCAAGGCCCUCCCCGCCGACUUCUUGGGGCCCCUCACCGAGCAGGAGGACCCCCUCACCCACACAGCAGCAGCGCCAGCAGCAGCAGCAGCAGCAGCAGCAGCAGCAGCAGCAGCAGCAGAGGAGAGCAGCAGCAAAACGCGCGCGAGGCUGGCUCGGGCCCUCAAGCUUAUCCGGCUGCUGGCAAAAGCAGCAGCAGCGCAGCAGCCAGAUGAAAGGCCGCGGCGGAUUCCAAUGUGGGGUGUUGUGACUCCUUACGAGCAGCUGCCUGCUGCUGAAGGCCCCAUCGCCAGCAGCAGCAGCAGCAGCAGCAGCAGCAGCAGCAGCAGCUGCAGCACGGUGUCGCCCUUCCGAGCAGCAGCACUCAUUGAAAACUUGGCCGCGCUGCUGCUGCUCGUCGCGCAGACGCAGCUGCCGCUGCCGGACGGGCCUUUGCUGCCUGCGCACAUCGCAGCAGCCGCAGCCCCCGCAGCAGCAGCAGCAGCAGCAGCAGCAGCAGCAGCAGGAGACACGGGAGAGGAAGCCAAGCUGCAGCUGCGCUUCCUUAAAGCAGCAAGGCAGCUGCUGCUGCGGCCCUUCACUGCCUGGAUUUUCGAAGCUGGAAAAAUCAGCAAAGACGGCGGGGGGCCCCACAGCAGCGGGUUCGAGGCCGAGGGCAUUGAGGUCCUUUCCUCCUGCUACGGGGCGCACGAAGCGGGCUUCCUGCAAGACUCCCCCCGCUGCGUGUGGGCACAGGGAGUCUGCAGCGCGUGGGGCUGCCGCGUUGCUGCUCGUCGCGGGCGAGUGGGGGUGUGGGGUUGGCAGCAGCAGCUGCUGCUGCUCGUGCUGCAGCUCGCGCUGCACCACUACGCCGAGUCCCGCCACCUGGCGCAGCAAAUUCUACGCGAAGCUUUUUCUGUUUACAUGGGGAUCCGAUCCCCGAUUUUGCUGCUGACGCUGCAGAUGCUGGAGGCCAGCACGGAGCAGCCGCAGCAGCAGCAGCAGCAGCAGCAGCAGCAGCAGCAGCAGCAGAAGCAGCCGCAAAAGCUGCAGGAACUCCUGCCGCCUGAAGCUUACAAGCAGCAGCGGGAUCCAACGGAGGCGGCAGCAGCCCCUCAGAAGCAGCAGCAGGUGCAGCAAGGACACAAUCACCACAGCAGCAGCAGCAGCAGCAGCAACUGCAGCAACCGCAGCAGCAGCUUAGGAAAAGCAGCAGCAGCGGCACUUGUUGACGCCCCCGAAGAAGCAGCAGCAGAACCAGAAGCAGCACAACACAACACCACUGCAGCGCAACAGCAGCGGCUGCAGCAGCAGCUGCAGCAGCAGCAGCAGCAGCAGUUGUCUGCCGUUCGCAGCGCGUUGCCGUCCUCGCUGGAGGCGACGCCGCGUUUCCCGGCGCCGCUGUCGCCGUCGAGCAGCAGCAGCAGCAGCAGCAGCAGCAGCAGCAGCAGCAGCAGCAGCGAGGAGGCGCUGCAGCACGCGCGUCUGACGGGCGCUGCUUACUUGCUGAACUCCCCCUCAAUGAUCCGGCGGCUGUGGGGGGCCCCACAGCUGCUGGCCUUUUGCUGCAGAUGUCUUCUUGCUGCUCUGCUGCUGCGGCUGCAGCAGCCGACGCCGCAGCAAAGAUUUGCUGCUUUCGCCAGCGCGCUGCUCACCCACAGAGAGGCCCUCGACGUCCACCACAAAGACUACCAGCAGCACAUCGUCCAGGGCCUGCUGAAGCCAACGCUGGAGCGGCUGCUGCUGCGCUGCGGCGGGGGCCCCACAGACACUUUAUCCCCCCAUUGGCGGUUUACGCUGUCGGCAAGCUUCGCCCGGCUAGAUGAUGAGCGUUUAGCUGCCUGGGCUGACGGCCUGAGGUUUGCGCUGUGUCCUUCUGCUGCUCCGCUGCUGCCACAAAAGCAGCAGCAGCAGCAGCAGCAGCAGCAGCAGCAGCUGAGGGGAGCAGCAGCUGCUGCUGCAGCGCGAGCUCGGCUGCGGCCCUUCAUCAACUUCUUCAUCGAUGCUCAAAAAGCAGCAAAUCCGCAGGAGGCCCUUUUGUCAGUGCCCACGGGAGAUUCAGAUGCAGCAUCUUCUGGGGACUUGACGCGGCAGCUGCGUCUGUACUACGCGUUGCUGCUGGUCGCCACUUUUUCUGCUGCCCCUCGCUGCAGCAGCAGCAGCAGCAGCAGCAGCUGCAGCAGCAGUAACGGGGGCUGCUGCUGCAGCUGCGGCUGCUGCUUUGCUGCUGCCACACUGGAAGCUGGCAAGGAGGCCGUGCUGCGCUGCUUCGACCACCCAUACAAGCAGGUUAGAGAGGAAGUGGCCAGGCUAGUGGUCACUUCAGUGAUGGGCUGCGACAGAGAAGAGCUGCUGCAGCAGGAGACCGAUGGUCUCCUCAGCACGGGGCGGUAUGAGUCUGCUGCAGCAGCAGCAGCAGCAGCAGCUGCUGCUGCUGCUGCAGACCCCUGCGGCUGCAGCUGCGACCCCACAGCUCACGCGCAGCAGCUUCGGGUGUACCUGCAGCAGCAGGCAAAAGCGGCGCUGGCGCCCCUAGCAGCAGGAGAGUCCUCUGCUGCUGCAGACCGCGAGGCGGGGAAAAGCCGCUCCCCGUUUCUGUGUCAGUCCUUGACGCUGCUGAACUGCCUCACCGCUUUGGCAGCUCAAAGAGAUUCGAAGACUUUGAGUUCUUUGGGCGCUGCUGGGGGCGGCUCUUUCGCGGUGUACAGACACCUCGCGGCCCCACAGCAGCAGCAGCAGCAGCAGCAGCAGCAGCAGCAGCAGGAGGGGGUGCUGCUCGCGCUGGUGCUUGCUGCCAGCAAACACCCCGACUGCGACAUCAGCAGCCACGCGGUGCAUGCGGCGCACUUCUGCUGCCUCGCCACGCAGCAGCGCCAGCUGCUCUCCGACGUGCUGCAGCUGUGGCAGCAGCAGCAGCAGCAGCAGCAGCAGCAGCAGCAGCAAGGCAAGAGCCUCCUGCAGCAGCAAAGGGACUUCGUCGCAGCUCUCGUCUCCUACAUGAGGCACCCCUCGUGGAAGGUCAGGGCCCUCGUCCCUGCGCUGCUAGAGCUGGACGUCACGCAGCACCGCUUCUUGCUCUGCGGCGACUGGGCCUACCGCGAGGCCCUCUGGGGGGCCCUCGAGGCCCUGGCGGACGGCGAAGCAGGUGUACGUACAGCUGGCAAAAGCUGCUUCACUCCUUUGCUGCUCUCCGCCUCCGACGCCGACUGCAGGUUUUACUCCAAAGUCUUUUUGUCUCUCGCGGGCCCCGCAGUGCGCCGCCCCCGCCCCAGCAAAAGCAGCAGCAGCAGCAGCAGCAGCAGCAGCAGCAGCAGCAGCAGCAACGCGCCCAGCUGGUGCAGGCCCCUGGGGGGCGUGGCUGGGCUGGUUUCUCUCAUUGCAACUUCUCCUUAUUCUGUCCCCAAGUGGCUGCCAGAAACCAUCACAGCCCUCGCCCUUUACGCGAACUCCACGCAGCCAGACAACAUCCGGCGGGAAGUGGAGAAGUGCCUGCAGGAGUUCUUCAGAACUCACCAAGAGGGUUGGGAGUUUUCCCACCGCGCGGCUUUCACUGACGACCAGCUCGACGCCCUCGACACCUACAAGGGCAGGCCCACCUACUUCGCCUAG